AGAAGGUGCUAUAUCUCAGGCAAAGUCUAUGGGGUGCUAUGUGCGUCGCGAGAAGUUCAUCGGUUCUCCUCAUGUGAGCCAUAUGAGGGCUGAUCCCGAGCGGUACUGGGGCAUCGUGCAGAAGUACCUGUUCACCAGGGCAUGAGUGUUUAUUCACAAGAAAAUCAUAACGCAUACCCGAUUUUUCUCCAUAGUUUUACGGAGUUUGGUCCCUUAGUUCAUCUAAAUCUCGCAAUUGUGAUCUCAUGGUUCCCGCGUUUCUGGUCCGUCAGUAUACUUCGGAGGCGACCUCCGCGAUGUUUUCAAAACAGUUUCGACAUUACAUGCUCGCUCUACUUUAGCACUGGUGUCUUUAAGGGCAUGUUUGUUUCUGGGCCGUUCCGGAACGGACGGCUUAUUUCAUAUUUACCUCUACCGUGAAUUAAAGCACCCCUGGCUCAUCGCCGUGGGCUCCCGAUAUGACCAUUGAUGAAGUCCAUAUGUCGAGAUUCUUCUCUUUUCAACCUUGCUCUCCCUUUUCCCACAUCAGAUCUUUC
Aspergillus glaucus CBS 516.65 is the source of this 536-nucleotide messenger RNA. RefSeq lists its product as uncharacterized. NCBI's taxonomy places the organism in Eukaryota, Fungi, Ascomycota, Eurotiomycetes, Eurotiales, Aspergillaceae. The coding region runs from base 142 to 420 and encodes 92 amino acids. The record is from RefSeq and is a predicted model, not a curated record. The transcript has 2 exons.